UCGAGAUGGCAACGCCAAUCGUGAGCGCCGCGACGGGGGUGAUGAACCCCCUCAUCAGCAAGCUCACCACGUUGAUGGGAGACAGGUACAAGAAACUCAAAGGAGCGAGGAAGGAGGUGGCUUUUCUCAAGGACGAGCUCAGCGCCAUGAACGCUGCCCUUGAGAAGCUGGAGUUCAUGGAAAAGCUCGAGCCAGAUACCAAGAACUGGAGGGACCAUGUCAGGGAGAUGGCCUACGACAUGGAGAAUUGCAUCGAUGACUUCAUGCAGGAUAUUGGAGGUGCCGAUGCCAACGCCGGUGCUGGCUUCGUCAAGAGGACUGCUCGGCGCCUGAAGACACUGCGGGCGCGUCACCGGAUUGCUGGCAAGAUCCAUGAGCUCAAGGCUCUUGCAGUAGAGGCGAACGAACGACGAAUAAGGUACAAGAUUGAUGAUUGCAAUACUAGUUGUGGCUUUGUGGAUAUUGAUCCUCGGAUUUCAGCGAUCUACAAAGACGCUGCUGGACUUGUGGGUACUGAUGACCCAAAGAAGGAGGUUGCCAAUUUGUUGACAGUCACCGAGAAGAAGCUCAAGGUAGUGUCCAUUGUGGGAUUCGGAGGAUUGGGUAAAACUACACUUGCUAAUCAGGUGUAUGAUGAUCUUGAAGGGCAAUUUGACUCUAAGGCAUUUAUUUUCGUCUCCCAAAAACCAGACAUGACACGGCUACUCAAUAGCCUAAGAGUAAAGCUUGGGACAAAUGUGUCAUCUGGUACUUGUGAGGUGCAAGAUAUCAUCGGCCAAAUUAGAGAACACCUUGCAAACAAAAGGUAUAUUAUUAUAGUUGAUGACUUGUGGGAUCAAGGAGCAUGGGAGAUUAUAAGAUGUGCCUUCCCAGAAAAUGGCAACGGAAGUAGAGUAAUAGUAACCACACGACUGGAAGGCGUUGCAAUCUCAGCAUGUUCUUAUCACUGUGAGCACAUUUACAGAAUGAAGCCCCUCAGCUCUGAAGAUUCGAGAAAGUUAUUCAUGAACAGAGUAUUUGGGUCCGAAAACAUGUGCCCAUCUAAUUUUGAAGAAGUUUCAAAUGAAAUUUUGAAGAAGUGUGGUGGAUUGCCACUGGCAAUUAUUACUAUAGCCAGCCUCUUAGCAUGUCGUCAAGAAAGAUCAAGAAAUGACUGGGAGAACAUACAGAGUUCUCUAGGUGCCCAUUUUGCCAUAAAUCCCACACUGAAAGAGAUGAGGAGUAUAUUAAACCUCAGCUAUGUGAAUCUUCCUCUUCAUCUCCGCACUUGUUUUCUUUACCUUGGCAUGUAUCCAGAGGACUAUGAGAUUAUGAGGGAUGAUCUAGUCCAAAAAUGGGUAGCCGAAGGCUUUGUCAGUAAUUUGCAUGGAACGAAUUUGGAGGAUGUUGGAAUAAGUUAUUUCAAUGAGCUUGUCAACAGAAGCCUAAUUCAGCCUGUAAUGGUUCAAUACGGGGGAGUGCAUUACAAAAUACAUGAUAUGAUGCUGGAUUUGAUCCUAAGCAAGUGUGCAGAAGAUAAUUUUAAUACUGUGGCAUAUACUUCUGAAGACAUGACAAGACUGCGUGACUGCACGUACAAGAUCCGUCGGUUAUCCCUGAUCUCAACUGUUGAUAUAACAACAAGAGAAACAAUAUCAUGGACAGUUUCGGAUAGCACAUCACAAGUUCGGUCAUUGAUAUGGUUUGGCAAUUGCAAGUCCAUACCUCGUCUUUGUCUGUUAAAGUAUAUCCGUGUGUUAUGCUUUGAAUAUCCAAUGAUGAGAGGGGCUUCACGUCUCGACCUUACUGCUAUCAGCCAAUUGUUUUGGCUGAGGUAUUUGAGGGUUUCAUACCCUCACUAUGCAAAGCUUCCCACUGAAAUUCAGGGGCUUGUGCAUUUGGAUACCAUGGAUGUAGCAUAUGGAAGCGUCCCGUCAGACAUAGUGCACUUGCCCCGCUUGUCUAAUCUGACAAUGGGUAGUUGUGGGACCAUAGGGCUACCUGAAAGGAUUGGGAUCAUGGAAUCACUUCGCACACUCAAUGGUUUCAGACUGGAGAUGAGUUCACGGGAGGCUAUUGAGGGCAUCGGUAAGCUGACUAAUCUGAGGAGUCUGUGCCUUGGUAAGCGUAGUCAGUGCAAUCUGGAGAAGGUGAAGGUUGAUGCUUUGGUAUCUUCCAUUUGUAAGCUACGCAACCUCAAAUAUCUCCAGAUAACAGGCCCUCACAAUGAUAAGGAUGACGUUAUAGGCUCAAUUUCAGAUCCGCCUGUCCUUAUCGAGCAAAUGGACCUUGGCAUGUGGAGGUUUUUGAGAUUUCCUAAAUGGAUCGGUGAUCUCCAUUGCCUGCGUAGCCUGGAAGUAUCUGUUAGCAAGACGAAAACUAAUGGGAUUACUAUUAUUGGAGGACUGCCAUCCCUUGUGGAUCUCGUCCUUAGAGUUGUGGCAUGCCCUAAAGAAGAGGCUUUAAUCAUCAGCAAGGGCUUAUUUCCAGUUCUGGAUCGCCUUAGAUUUUCUGAUGAAGAUGUUACAUCAUAUCUGGGUUUCGAGGCAGGAGCUAUGCCCAAGCUACGAGAACUCAGUCUGGAACUCAGCGCGCCGGAGUGGGGUGGAGCUACACCAGCCGGCAUGGAGCACCUCUUAGCCCUCGAGCGAAUCAGUUUAUUUGUAGUCUGCGCGAAGAAGGAAUCUCCUAAACAAGUGAAUCUUGAAGUUCAGUCUGCGUUUAGGAACGCCGUGCAGCUGCACCCAAGGCCUCCUUCCGUGGACAUUGAUUUGCUUCAUUUGCCUUCUUACUGAGGGACGGACUACCUGCACUGAGCAAUCUAUUUGUAUGGUCUCUACUGUAAUACUCCCUCCGUUCCCAAAUAAUUGUCCUUCUAGCCACCUUAAGUGGACUACAACAUACGGAUGUAUGUAGACAUGUUUUAAGUGUAGAUUCACUCAUUUUGCUUCGU
Molecule: messenger RNA, 2932 nt
Organism: Triticum dicoccoides
Lineage: Eukaryota; Viridiplantae; Streptophyta; Magnoliopsida; Poales; Poaceae
Product: disease resistance protein RGA5-like
Exons: 3
Coding region: 6-2774 (922 amino acids)
Biological process (GO): defense response to other organism
Molecular function (GO): ADP binding
Source: RefSeq, a predicted model, not a curated record